Molecule: messenger RNA, 1227 nt
Organism: Danaus chrysippus (African queen)
Lineage: Eukaryota; Metazoa; Arthropoda; Insecta; Lepidoptera; Nymphalidae
Source: the annotation of a GenBank genome assembly
AUGGGCUCCCGGUUUCAAGUUGUAGAACAAGGCCCUCCUAUCGAAGUUUUUCAAUUGAAUAAGGCUUUCACUGAGGAUUCUUAUAAAAAUAAAGUCAAUCUUAGCGUUGGAGCCUACAGAGAUGAGAAUGGCAAGCCCUGGGUUCUGCCAGUUGUUCGGAAAAUGGAGAAACAAAUGGCAGAAGAUGAAUCUCUAUUACAUGAAUACCUGCCUGUACUUGGACUCGACGCUUUCACUGAGGCUUCCGUCUCUAUGCUGCUUGGAAAAGACAACCCUGCCAUAGCUGAGGGCCGUGCAUUCGGUGUCCAAACUCUGUCUGGAACAGGCGGUCUUCGUGUCGGAGCUGAACUCCUCAACAAGCACCUGAAGUACGAUACGUUCUACUACUCGAAUCCUACUUGGGAAAACCAUCACUUAGUGUUCGUAAACUCUGGCUUCACGAAUCCAAGGACGUAUCGCUACUGGGACGAGAAGACUCUCUCUAUAGACUUCGACGGUCUCAUUGAGGAUCUGAAGAACGCUCCGGAGAAUUCCGUCAUACUAUUACACGCGUGCGCACACAACCCUACGGGCAUUGACCCCAGCCAUGAACAGUGGGAGAAGAUCGCUGACGUCAUGGAGGAGAGGAAGUUGUUCCCGUUCUUCGACAGCGCGUACCAGGGCUUCGCGUCCGGAGACCUUGACCGUGACGCGUGGGCCGUGAGGUACUUCGUUAAGAGAGGCUUCGAGCUGGUCUGCGCACAGUCGUACGCUAAGAACUUCGGAUUAUACAACGAGCGUGUCGGUAACCUGACGGUCGUGUUGUCUGAGUCCAGUCACGUGGCGCCGCUCAAGUCACAGCUGACGUGGAUCGUGCGAGGGAUGUACUCCAACCCUCCGGCGCACGGGGCGAGAGUUGUCGCUCAGGUGUUGCGGAACGAUGCGCUCUUUGAUCUGUGGAGAGAUCACAUCAAGUUCAUGUCGUCGAGGGUGAUGCAGAUGAGAGAAGCUCUAAGGGCGGAACUAAUUAAGUUGGGCACCCCUGGCAACUGGGACCACAUAGUCAAACAGAUCGGUCUGUUCUCAUACACGGGUCUGAGCCGUCGUCAAUCUGAGCAUCUGAUUCAAGAACACCACAUCUAUCUAUUAAGGACUGGUCGUAUUAACAUCUGCGGCCUGAACCCCUCCAACGUGCAGUACGUCGCACGCGCCAUCAACGACGCCAUCACCAAGUUCCCUACAGACUAG